Blepharisma stoltei is the source of this 1002-nucleotide messenger RNA. The record is from the annotation of a GenBank genome assembly. Lineage: Eukaryota; Ciliophora; Heterotrichea; Heterotrichida; Blepharismidae.
AUGGAAAGUGCUCGAAAUCAAAAGUAAUGAUAAAACAGACUUGUUCGAUUAUUUACUUCACAAAAUGAAAAAUUAAGCGAAGAAUAUCGGCAGCUUAAACAUAGAUAUGACGAUAUUAUAAGAAGCAAAAGCACUGGGAGAAGUUCUGCCACCCCACAAAUAAGUUUGAAAAGCCAAAGUGGAAGUAGACUAAAGUGUGCAAAAUCAUUAUUAAAAGUAUUGAAAAAUGACAAAGUUUAUCUAGAGCACAGGAGAUCUAUAUCUCCGCAGCAAGAUGAUUAUGCGUAUAAUCUUCAGCUACAAAUACAAGAUCAAUUAAGAACUAUCCUGAUCAGUCUUAAUCUAAUAUAUUUAAUUUAUAAUAUUGGCCUAUUUUAUAUAAAUAAAUUAUAAAUAAUUUUUAUCGAAAUUUAUUGAAUUCAGCUUAUACUUAAGCUUGAAAAAGAAAACAAAAAAUUAAAUAAAGAAAAAUGUGUUUCAGCCAGCACUGAUACUAUCUAUUUAAACCCUGAUGGAGGAUUAAUCAGAGAAAUUGCAAGAUACCGAAAAAUGAUUGAAAAAAUAGAAGAGGAAGAAAUUAAUAACAAAAAUAAGUUAAAAGAAUAUCAAAUAAGAAGCCAUAGGCUUGAAGAAGAACUGAAUGAUUUGCAUGAAAGUGGGUAUAAUAUAACUGAAGAAACUGACAGGGGAGAAAAUAAUGAAGAUACUUAUCGAAUACUAAUGAAAAAAUUGAAAUUGAUAGAGAAAAUAUGAAGAUCUAAUAUGACAAAGUUCCAACAGAGGAUAAAAGAUUUAGAAAAAGAGCAAAAAGAGCUUCAAGAUGAAGCGAUGGCUUUGCAAAGCAAAACUUUCAAAAAAAUGUCACAGCAGCGGCUUCUUAAGGUGACGUUUGAUGACUAUAAAAAUCUGAAUAAAGAGCGGUAUUUCAGCAAAGACAAUGAUUUUUACCACCCUGAUAUAAAUUUUCUCUAUAAGCCUUCUAUUAAUUCACUGUACAGUUAA